Effrenium voratum is the source of this 2325-nucleotide messenger RNA. Lineage: Eukaryota; Dinophyceae; Suessiales; Symbiodiniaceae. The record is from the annotation of a GenBank genome assembly.
AUGGGGUGCUGUGGGUCAGUGAACGUGGACCAUCCGGCCUCCCAAGCACACAUCCAAAAGACGCGCGGCAAUGGCAAAGGUCAAGACUUCGUCAUUCUGGGGAUCAAGGACCAGAACAUGGUUGGCAAAGUGUACCUGAGCGGAGCGCCGACGAGUGACCCACAACUCGUUGCAUCAGUGGACGCAGCCGUCAAGAAGACGAACACCGGAGUGGAACGCGGCACAGACGAGCACGACAAGCUUUGGGACAUCGCUUGGCACAACUCCAAAAUGACCAGCGGCUAUCAGUUCCUGUCCUUAAAGAAACCCUUCUUCCCGAUCGGCCGUCACGUCGUGGGCUUGUUGGAUGCCCUGGGCGAGCAUGGCUUUAUCCCCUCGGCCGCCCCCAGCUACGGCGGGCCGAUCUCCGACAAGCAAUCAGUUGAGUGGCCCAUGAUCAUUUGCGAGAAGGACGUUGAGAAGCAGUAUGCCAAGGAGACCCUUUUCUUCGGCAUCAAGGAUCAAAACAUUCCCGGCAAGCUGUGCGUUUGCGGGCCUGCCGACGUGAUCGAGCAGCUGAAAGGAGACUUUGCGAGCAAGCUCAAGCAGAUCAGCCCAGAGGCCACGGAGGCCUUUGACGACUACGACACCGCCAAGGAGUGGGACCUGGUGUGGCGCAACACCUCCAUCACCUCGGGCAUGCAAGCCUUCAGCCUGGCGAAGCCGUACUUCCCCAAGGGCAAGGUCGUGUUCACCAUCAUCGAGGAGGUGUACAAGCUGGGCUGGCGGCUCGUCUCGACGCCCAACUUUGGGGGCAACGACGUGGACUGGCCUUGCUUCAUUUUCAAGCGACUGCUGGAGCGUCCCGCGUCGACGCCGGCCCUAAUCCUGGCCGCGAUGAAGGAUCAGAACAUCCCGGGCAAGCUUUGUUUGGCGGGGGCGCCUGAGGUGGGGGAUGUGGCCAAGUUGCUGCGCGAUGCGCUGAUCAAGGUGAAGGGGAACGACCAGGUCACCUUGUCAAAGGACGAAUACGAUGAUGACUGGGACCAAGUGAUACGCAACACGUCCAUCACCACGGGGCACCAGGCCUUCAGCUUGAAGACCGCCUACUUCCCCAAAAACGACGCCAUCCUGGCGAUCACGAAUACCAUGGGCAAGGCGGGCUGGAAGCUCACCGCCUGCCCCAGCUUCGGUGGCAUGAGUGCAUCGUGGCCCAGUAUGAUCUGGGAGUACACGGGCGAGCCCUGGGAGACGGCCUUUGUGGCCAUCAAGGACCAGAACAUGCCGGGGAAGGUGUGCAUCGGAGGGGUGGAGAAGGAGGUCUGCGAGGGGCUCCUGAAUGGAUUUAAGGUGCUCAGCGGCCCAGACUGUGAACAGCGCAAGGACGACUACGACAAGGAGUUCGACUUCUCCUUCCGAAACACCAAGAUGACCACAGGCCAUGCCUGCAUGUCCAUGCAGAACUCCUGGUGGCCGUAUGCGUAUCCCAUGGAGUUGAUCCUUGGGGAGUUUCACAAGUUUGGUUGGCGUCCAGCAGGAGGUCCCAACUUCGGGAGCAUGAUGCUGACGUGGCCAGCGGUCGUCUUCCAAAGGAAAGCCGGCAGCGGCGGCGCGGGCGCCCCAGCACCUCGCGCUCAGACCUCGCGAGUGUGGCUGCCAACUCGCGAGUCGCAGGCCGGCAUCGAUCUUGAGAUCUGGGAGCAGCUGCGGGCGAAAACUCGAUGCGCUUGGAGCUGCAUGUCCUUAUGGUUUGAAGAGGCGGAUCUGUCGCAGGCCUGCGGAAGCUCACCGGAGCCUUCAUAUGUCCACCCGGACUUGCAGGAUGACAGGAGCGUGGACUUGGACUGGAUGCCCUCCUUCGAGGAGCCAGGCGCUGCCUUCGAUGGGUGUGGGUGGGAGGCCUGGCAGCCUGGACAGCCUGGAUGGUUCGAUGAGGGCGCGCCCUUCGAGGCCUUUGGUGGCUUGAAGGCUUUGCCGCCGCUGGCGUACGAGUUCGAGUUCGAUUCAAACCCGCGGCCCUCCCGUGGCCGGAGCAGCAGCCCAAAGGGACCACGCACCUCGCGACGCGUGCUCGGCGUGCCCGGCGCGGCCACGUUGGAGGAGAAGGUGGAGCAGAAAUACGUGGGCUAUUUGCUGGGAAGAGGAGGCCAGACAGUGAAGGAAAUCUGCGGGCUGUGGCAGGUGGAGAUGUGGUUUGACCAGUCGACCGCCAAGGAGGGCUACAGCACCUUGUACAUCCAGGGUGACCCCUCGGCGCUGGACCAAGCCAAGGUGGGUGUGGAACGACUCAUGCGCAGCUGCGACAAGCGGGAGGGCAGCCGCAGCGCGGACUCGGACUUCCGGUGA